AUGUAUGCUCCUCGUGCUAAAUUCGAACGUAUUUAUAUUGUUUCACCAGUUAAAGUAGCAAUUAUAUUUUUAAUGGUUCUUCAUUGUCUUUUUUUAUUAAUUGCAUUACUAACAUCAUUUUGGAUUCAAACAAAAUUUGGUCAUUAUGGACCAUUGUAUAGUUGUGAAAAUCGUCUUCAUUGGAAAACAACAUCUCGUCUAUCUUCUAUAACAACUGAAUGUCAAUUUGUUCGAUCAUUUCAUCGUUUAAAUCUCUUAUGGAUGCCUAUAACAGCUUUAUUCAUAGUACUAUCUUUUAUUAUAACAUUAAUUUCUAUUCUUAUAGCUACUUUAUCUUUUAUUAAAACAUCAUUUACAAUUCGUCGUCGUUAUUGGUUAUUUACCAUUUUAUUAUUAUUAAUUGUUUUUCUACUUGAUUCUUUUGUAAUUAUAUUUAUUCCACUUAGUCAUCAUCAUCAAAUCUAUUAUCUACAAUGGGCAUAUGGUAUACAUUGUGGUGCAACAUUAUUUAUUUCCGUAUCGUUAAUAACAGCUAUUCUCACACAUAAUACGGAUGAUAUUCAAUAUAUUGAAGCAAUAGAGGAGUCAUCAAUUGAUAAAUAG
Molecule: messenger RNA, 603 nt
Organism: Adineta steineri
Lineage: Eukaryota; Metazoa; Rotifera; Eurotatoria; Adinetida; Adinetidae
Source: the annotation of a GenBank genome assembly